AUGGACGAUCCAGCAGCCCGUAUCCCGCCGCAGCUGAUUCCGCACAUGCAUCUUGUGUCGCGGAACCGGUACCCCAACAUGCACAUGAUGCCGACCGAGACGGCUGUGGAAUACCUCCUCAGCGCGCCUCGGGUCUGCCAGACGCAACCAAUGCACUGGACCUUCUUGGAUGGCCCACAAGAUGGUACCGUGAUGAUGACCUGGCAACCACUUGCACACUUGGGGAAUAGCUUCGCGAGCGACGGUUACGUCUGGGCCGAUGCGGAGCAGGCUUUCACCUUUGAAGCCCGAGGAUAUACCGUGGAGAUGUUCCUUCACCGCAGCGGUUAUCAUCCUCCAAACGAAAACGUGGCCAGCCACUGUCGCAAGCGCUAUCGCAUUGUCUCCUCUAAAAUCCCGAAUGCCCCCCAGCCCGAUCCCUCACUGUGGAUCGUCCACUACUCUCGCGCGCCUCAGCAAGAUCAUAUCCCCGCCACCCGUAUCCCCGUUACGCCGCAAGUACAGAGUAUGAUGAGCCAGCGACGCUACUUGCAGAGUCAAGGCCAACUCGCUCGCAAAGAAUUCCUCCUCCAUGACCGCAACAAUUGGCCCACGAUUAGCUUCCCACCUCAGAUGGCUCCCCAGGGAUUCACCCAACCACAGCCCGCCGCAUACGCGAAUGCGCAACCUGGACGGCCCGGUUUCUACCCACCCCAGGCACACCCAGGUGCAGUACCACCCGCCCCCACUCAGGGUAAGGCGCAGCGCGGACACCGUGCUCCAUCAGCAGCGAUUGCAGCGGCAGCUGCUGAUUUCGCUCUCGAGGAUGAGGAUGUUUCAAGUGGUGAUGUGAUGGAUCUCUUGACUCCCCGCGAGGUGAGCAAGAUGCGAUAUGUCCAGCACCACGAAUGGAUGGAAGAGAUCUUCGCAUCCCAUUACGCCAUUUCGCAGAUUACGCCGGUCUCCCUCGGUCUCGGCCGCAAGGGUGAGCUCGAGUCGUUGACAGCGGGAUUCUUUGAUGCCCCAGCAGGCGCAGAAAGUCAAGAGAACCAGGCCCCGAAUGCUACUAAGCUGGAGCCUGCCAAGGCAGAGGAGUUUGCCGAUCGUGUCGCAAAGAAAGUUGCCGAUAUGACCGCUGAGAUUGAGAAGCUCAAGAAGCAACACGCCCGCCGGAUGGAACGAUUCAACCGAAGCUCACUUUUCAAGGAUGCCGAGUUGCGCCUUCGUGAUGCCGCCGCCGAUCCUUCAGCGACCGGAACUGAGGUUUGGCGUUUGGAGGGCCGCAUCGUCGUUCCCAACGAGGAGGGCGAAACCCCACAGCUGGACUACUUGGAAGAGAAGGCCAAAUAUAAGGUGAACGAUGUGGUUCGUGAUGUUGAGACUGCCUGGAAGAAACAGAUCGUUCCGGAGCCUAAGGUUUCGUGCGUCGAGAAGGGCGGUUUGUUGGAAAAGAUCGAGCCCGAGCAGAAAGAAGAACCCGAGUCAUUCACAAAUGAUAUGGUGAUUGAUCAGGCCGAUUCUCACCUUCUGAACCAGUUCGGUGGCCCUGGCGGUAAUGGCGCAGCCCCCACACAACCCGGCGCUGAUAUCUCCGGGGAUGUGGACAUGGACAUGGGCAAUCAGCUCGGAGGCGGCGGUACCGCCGGCGAAACUGGCGACUGGGUGAUGGUCAAUAAUGAAAACAAAGACGGCAACGCAGCAUCCGGGGCCGGCGAGGGCAAUCUUGAGAGCGCCAACUUUGAUGACUUCACCAACAUUGACAGUGCCGGUGACGCUCUAGCGGCAUACACGGAGCAGAACGAUGGACUCGAUUUGCCCGACCUGGACAACUCCGCGUUUGGCGAUGCCUUCCAUGCCUCGGACAACGAGCACUCACACAACCCGGACGCGGACGACAUGUCCUAG
Molecule: messenger RNA, 1884 nt
Organism: Penicillium subrubescens
Lineage: Eukaryota; Fungi; Ascomycota; Eurotiomycetes; Eurotiales; Aspergillaceae
Exons: 3
Coding region: 1-1884 (627 amino acids)
Biological process (GO): chromatin remodeling
Source: RefSeq, a predicted model, not a curated record